Molecule: messenger RNA, 442 nt
Organism: Paramecium pentaurelia
Lineage: Eukaryota; Ciliophora; Oligohymenophorea; Peniculida; Parameciidae
Source: the annotation of a GenBank genome assembly
AUGAAAAUAAUAACUAGGGCAAAAUAGGACAUUGAAGAUUUCUCAGAUGAAUAUGAAGUUCUGAAAUUAAGCAAGGGUUUCACAAAAGAGCCAAAAAAAUUAAAUUGUUUCCUAAUCACAAUAUGUAGCCAAAAAGGGCUGUAAAGCCAAUAAUUUAAAUUUCUAGCAUGAUGAAAUGAGGAACAUUAAAAAUUAAACAAGCAAAGAGAAUUAUUUGUGAAUUUCUUAAUUGAUAAGAUUGAUGAAACUAAAAAAAUAAUUGAUCAUUAUAAAUUACUUUAAAAUUGCUAAUCUAUGAUUUCUAUUUUUAAAAAAAAUUUUUAAUUAAUCAAAAAUAGAAUAGAUAAUUUGAGUUAGAAAUUUUAUAUUAUAAGAGAUGAACAAAAUUUGUAUUUAUUAAUUAUAUCAAUUCUUUAGAAAUGUUUAUCAUUAUCAGAAUUGA